Molecule: messenger RNA, 2162 nt
Organism: Apis laboriosa (Himalayan honeybee)
Lineage: Eukaryota; Metazoa; Arthropoda; Insecta; Hymenoptera; Apidae
Gene: Hand
Product: heart- and neural crest derivatives-expressed protein 1-like
Exons: 3
Coding region: 916-1773 (285 amino acids)
Biological process (GO): regulation of transcription by RNA polymerase II; developmental process
Molecular function (GO): DNA-binding transcription factor activity, RNA polymerase II-specific; RNA polymerase II transcription regulatory region sequence-specific DNA binding; protein dimerization activity
Source: RefSeq, a predicted model, not a curated record
UCGAUCACGAGGGAACAUCGAGGCGCGGUAUCACACGUUUCAACCCUCGUGUUUCUUCGUGCUCCAUUCCCAAAACUGGAAAUAUUUUCACUAAUUUCACUUUCAUUUUCGCUUCGUGCUUGUGAUUCUGUUUGUGAAGAUAAACGUAAUAAAAAAUCGUCGAGAUUUUGUCGUCGUUUAAGCUAUCGAGUUUUGUGAAUUUUUGGUGAAGAAAACUUUCUUCGGAUGAAGGAAUUGUGAAAGAUUUGUGAGAAAAUUCGGGAUCGAAUUGCUUGCAUUGUGGUGAAAUCAUAUGAUUAAUCGGAUUAAUAUUAAUAUCGCUAUUAAUAUUCGUGAAUGUAUAUUGCAUUAUAUUUAGAAUGGUCUUGUUAUAAUCGGUUAUAUUGAUUAUUUUAUGGAUUAUAUUUUAUGGAGUUACAAUUAAUCGAAGAUAUUUUUUUUAUAAUAAAUUGACGUUCGUCACGACUUGUUAGAAAUCAUUACACGCCUAUUUUUGAACAAUCAUCAAAUUUAUCAUCGCUACCAUGUUCAUUGUCGCAGAUAUUAUCAUGAUCUAUCUUAACGCAGUUUGAAAUUUAUAAUAUCUAUGAUGACGAAGUAAAGGAGGGAAGACAUUUGAAGAAAUUAGCAUCAUAUGUCUAUUUUGUGGAUAAAAUUAUUAUUAAUCAAAUAUUUUCCUCUAUUGAAAUUGGAUAUAAUUUAUCAAGAAAUCUUCGUCGGAAAUUAUAUCAGAACUAAGAUCAAUUGAAAUUUUCUUCAAUUUUCUCGACACGAGUCUAUGAUGCCCUAAGAAGGAUCUGUUUAUUAAACGGAAAUUAAAACUUUUUAAAAAGAUUGAAUUUUGUUGUGAACAUAUUUGAAUCAAUUGAUCAGUGGUGCAAGAAAAAAAAGUGAAAAAAGUAGAAGGAAUUUAAUAUGAUGUUGGGAAGUUACGAGGCGCAGCCGGAUUACUAUCCGCAAUGGCAUCAACCCUAUAAUUAUGUUACACAAUUACCGUAUGGUCCGUUGAACAUGCCAGAUGCGGAUAGCCAAUCGACGUACUGGGGCGCGGAUUCCGGGAUUUCUGGGGGUAGUUCUGGCGCAGGAAGUCCCACCGCCUCAACACCUCCCUUGAUCGAAGAGAUUGGUGUCCAGGAACCCAGUUACUCCCCUCUACAACAAUACCCACAAACUUCGAUGAACCAACACUAUUCCAAUCUAACUUAUCCACCCCAACAAGACGUCCCUCAUCAUCAUUUUCAUCAUCAUCACCAUAAUCAUCAUCAACAAAAUCAUAGAAGAGAUAGCGAUUAUUCCACGGUUUCUUCGAUAAAUCAAGUCGAUGGUUCGCUUCAACAACAUCUUAGACAAGGAGUCAGAGAUGGUGGCGUAGUUGUCAGGCCUAAAAGAAGAAAUACAGCGAAUAAAAAAGAAAGAAGACGAACGCAGAGCAUAAAUAACGCGUUUGCCGAUCUUCGUGAUUGUAUUCCGAAUGUACCGGCAGAUACGAAGUUAUCGAAAAUUAAGACGUUGAGACUAGCAGCUUCGUAUAUUGGAUACUUGAUGGCGGUAUUGGAGAGUGACGAGGGAGAGGAACCGCAAACUUUUCGCGCCGAGAUUUUGUCCAAUGGCAGGAGAAACAAGACGGUUCAGGCAAAUCAGAAUGAAUCGUAUUUACACCAAACAGGUGUAGGAACUGAGGAAUCGUCGAAAAGCAAAGGACGAACUGGUUGGCCGCAGCAUAUGUGGGCCCUCGAAUUGAAGCAGGAAUCGCCUACAAACCAGAUGCAAUAAAAUUACUGAUCUCUAUCUAUUUUUGACGCAGUGGCUUCUGUUCUACUGUGAUUAUCAAGAAACGAAUCAAAUGUAAGGUUAGAUCAAAGUUGGUAGCGAGCCAGGAAAUUUCAGAACAAUUUUCGAUUAUUCUUGAUUUUUCCUAGCCAUUUAUUAGAUAUUUAAAAAAAUUUUUUCAUUUUUCAAUCGACGAAAUAUUAUAUAAUAAGCUAAAAUUAAUUUAUUUACAUAACUAUAAAAUAAGAUUAAUUAGUGCAAAAAUUGAAACAAAUACAAUAUUAACCCUGUAAUACUAUAUCUAAAUACAUAAUCCUGAUAACAUUAUAUUUGGAAAUUCUUAUAAUAAGUAUUCUCAUCGCGAAAAUAAAUAGAAUUUAAGUGAUCAAAAA